UCGUCAUCAAAUACACUAGUAGGCCUAUCCAACUGCUUAUCCAACUACUUAUUUAAUAAGAUGGGAAGAUACUUACUUGGAAUACUUUUACUUUUGAAAUAUUGCAUUUGCGAUGAUGUGGUGAACUUUGAUGGAGACAUUAAGGACUUUGUAGUUGGUAACAGUAAGUUAUUUGUUCUUACUGACCAUCGACUACAUCAGAUGAGACACGAUCUGAAUGAGGAGAAGAGGAAAGACAUCACUGAUGCCCCUCACCAUAACAGAGUCAACAUCCUGGUGCCUUUUGAAGCCAACGGCACCCUGAUAACGUGUGGGACUUUUAAAUAUGGAUAUUGUGAAGUUCUUGAUAUAAAUGACAUAACAAACAGUAUUUACUAUGAAAGUGAUAUAUUGGUAGGACCACAACAGAAUGAGAAAUCUGUUGCCUUCAUAGCCGGUAGCUACCUUUUGGUUGGGAAAAAAGAAGACGAUGCAAAAGCUCAAGAUGCCAGGUAUUCUGUUGCUAGCUUGUGGAACACUUUACAGUCUCAACCAGGAGGGAUUUUCUCAAGAACAGCAGAAGGAUCAGAUGCCAUCAUUCAGAGCACAGUGAGAGAUGUGGAGUUUGUUGACGGAUUCCAGAGAGUUUCGCCCUCAGAAUCCUAUUUAUUUCUCAACGCAAAGACUGACUCCGAGAGGAAAGUGCUCGUCCUGUGGAUGAACAGCUCUAAAGUAAAAAAGAUAGACAUAAUCAAAUCCCUACAGGCUGCAACGAUACGAUGCUGCAGUGAUAAAGUUCGUCCAGUGCUCGUCGCCUCCACCGUUAUUCCCUCAGUGAACGGUGUUAUUUGGGCAGGUGUGUUCAGUGCGCAGAAUCAGCAGGAUCCGGAGAACAGCGCGCUGGCUCUGUACGAUAUCAGUAAUGUUCAAGGCCGAGUGAAGGGCUUCUGCGCUAUUGGUGAAAAGCCUUGUGGAUCUGAGAGUGGUACUGAACUUCAGCCGCUCUCUGUGGUGUUCAGGUACAGCUCAAUGUCAGCAGCAGCAGCAAUGAGGAUUGAAUCCUGGAUUGUGUUGUUCAUAGGAACCAGUGAUGGACAACUCAUAAAGCUGAUGUUGGAUGAGAAAUUCACACCAGGCUGUCCAAUAGUGCUGUACAAAUCUGAUGAUGAACGUGCAGUGCUUCCCAGAAUGCCCUUUGAUCCAGUAGAUUUCAAACAUAUCUACAUUGCUCUGAAGAAACAGUUAAGAAGAGUGUCUGUGGUUUCAUGUGCUAAAUUCAGCACUCUGAAAGACUGCAGAGCUGCUCUGGAUCCUCUCUGCGGCUGGUGUGUGAACACACAGAGAUGCUCCAUCCAAGAUGAAUGUACAAAAUCUUCAUGGUUGUUCACCCCUAAAGACUCCCUUCAGGAUCUGCUGGUUUCUUUUCAGGUUUGGGCAGAGAAAUCUUCCAGCAAGAUUACUCUACAUCUUUCCUUGAGUCUGGAGAGCACAGGAAAUCCCACCUUCUCAUGCACCUUCAUCACAGGAAGUGUGAAGCUGUGUGACGGGUCUGAUCUGGAUGCAGUUUUCCCAAACUGCUACUGUAGUUUUUCUGACCAGCUACUAUCUACUGGAGGUUGGUUCUCUGUCAGUGCAGUGGAUUGGUGUUGUGUGCUUUGUAUUCAAUGUGCACACAUACCACACUUAAAGCAAGAUUUUAUUGUCCUCAGUACACUCCAGCCACUAUAUGUAUCUAAAUAUACUAUUUACAAAUAUAAUAUGACUGCAUUGAUGGCUAUCAAUUUUAUUGAGAAAUUUCUUACCAUUUCAUUAAACGCAGCUAUUGCAUGCAGCGAUGUAUGUAGUGAUGAGAGGAAAUAUGAAGAACCUGAAAUUCUCUCUCUGGAGCCCAACAAGGUUUCUUUCCAUGGCAGAAACAAUGUUUCACUAAGAGGAAGGAACCUGGAAUCUGUCACUAAAAUCCGUAUUCGAGGGGAUCUGGAGUGCAUUCCUAAAGAAUCUCCAGUGUUUGAUCGCUCCAGUGACACUUUAAGGUUCCACAUUCCUCCGAGUGGAACUAAAGGAACAGUGAAAGUGUGUGUUGUUACUCCUGACGACCGUUGUCAUGGUAACAGCAUCAUCACUUACAGUUCUCAACCCAGCUGCACUGGAAUACAGCCCACAGUCAGCUGGAGCAGCGGUGGAAGGAAGAUUCAUGUUCAAGGCAGCAAUCUGGAAUUUGUGGAAUCAGUUACUGUCAAUUCCAGUUAUAGACACUAUGAUCUGAAAACACAAUACAACACAAACUCAGGGGACAUGUGGUUUCACUCCCCCAAAUGCUAUUAUUAUAAUUAUGAAUGUGGUUCUUUAAGCUUGCAUGUGGGGAACUCCACUGUGGACUGUGGGUAUUUGUCCUAUGAGCAUGAUCCACUAAUCACUGGAUUCACCAGCUUACAGGUGGCCAAAGAUCUACAGGUGAACAUUGAGAAAAGGGCAGAUAUGCUGAAUUUGAGUAUGAAUGAGGUGACUGUGACGGGUCUACAGGGAGAUCAGCAGUAUCAGUGUGUUCUGGAGAAGAUCAAGUCCUAUUCUGUUAUCUGUAAGAUUAAAGGCAAAUUUGGAGCCGUCCCAACAGUGGACAAACUCAAUAUCAGUGUUGGGGAUUUUUAUAUUAUCCUAAGUGGAGAAAGACCAGAGUAUUUGCAAUUUUUUUCUAUAGUAUUUUCUUUAAUAUUCUUAUUCUUUUUUCUUAUCUUUUGUACUUUGUUAUUUAUUUAUCGGAUUUAAUAUAAUAGCUAAUCUGUUCUCCAGACAGCAGGUGGCGCCUUAUACUUACAUAUUAUGAUAUGCUGUAAAAACAUAGCCUUUCAAAGUUCUUACAGAGGACUGGUCUGUUAUUUAGCACUGUAGUACAAUUAUUUUGCAUUAGAAGGCUUUGAUUGUAUCUCUUUCAUUGUUCUCUUAUUAACCUAAUAUUUUGAUGUUAUCAGUAUACUGUAAAACAAAGUAUAAUUAAAUAAACAUUUUUCC
This is a messenger RNA of Onychostoma macrolepis, 2988 nucleotides long. Its product is annotated as plexin-C1-like. NCBI's taxonomy places the organism in Eukaryota, Metazoa, Chordata, Actinopteri, Cypriniformes, Cyprinidae. The transcript is spliced from 13 exons. The record is from RefSeq and is a predicted model, not a curated record. Gene Ontology annotation, molecular function: semaphorin receptor activity; protein binding. Bases 61 to 2745 code for a protein of 894 amino acids. Gene Ontology annotation, cellular component: semaphorin receptor complex. Gene Ontology annotation, biological process: semaphorin-plexin signaling pathway involved in axon guidance; negative regulation of cell adhesion; regulation of cell migration.